AUGCGUAUGACUCCCAACGACGAGGCAGUGUUCGACAGCACCCGAAAUGCGCGUGACUUCAGCCGCAUAUCGACACUCCAAUCCUUCCAUCCGCUCAGAAAGGCACUCGAUGACGAUGCAGAGGUCGACGACUCGCUCUGCAUCCCGGUAGGCACCUCGGGGAGCUUGCCGGAGGCGGCUCAUAGUGGUGGUCGGUGCGCUGUACUUGUGCCACUUGGUAUUGGUGAAGACUUGUUCUGGCAAGGUGUUUCGUUGGUGGUAGUUUUGAAGCGACUGAAGGAGCAGUGUGUUCACGACCUGCGGGGGCAAGGCUUCGACUUGAGCUUGAAGUUGUUCCAGGGCCUUCUCCCUCCCUGCUUUCGGAGCUCUUCAGCAUAA
Anthostomella pinea is the source of this 378-nucleotide messenger RNA. NCBI's taxonomy places the organism in Eukaryota, Fungi, Ascomycota, Sordariomycetes, Xylariales, Xylariaceae. The record is from the annotation of a GenBank genome assembly.